AUCCAAAAGAAGUUGCACCAAAAGUAGUUUACAAAGAGACACACCCAUUUCCAUUCAAAUGUUUUGGUGGGGGGUGCAUGGUGUGAUGGUUUAUUUAGCUUAUCCAAUGAAAAUUAUCUAUCUAUCUAUCUAUCUUCACACACUAUCUAUCGUCACAAAGACUGGGCUCUUCUCUCGGGAACAUUUAGGCUACUAAAUGCGCACCACAGUCCACGCUCAUUGUCCAGCGCUUCAUUUGAACGAACUGGUCCAGCAAGUUAUUUCUGGGCUGGUGUCACAGAGCCCCAUCGAUCUGCCAGCGUACCUGCUGCACGGACACUGCGUCUUAGGAAGCAGUCCGAGGUGUUGGCUUUUUUUUUUGUCACUUCCAGUGAAAGUACUCGGACGCGGCCAUGAGGUCCUUCGCCGCGUUUCUGACCUUUCUCUGCUGUGUCGGAUUUACUGGAUGUAAACCUUCGUUGCCCUGUCCGAGUGGACAGUUUCUGCUGAAGAAUCAGUGUGUCCUCUGUCAUCCCACCUGCUCUGAGUGCGACGGGCAUGAGCUGUUUGAAUGCACUACCUGUGGAGUUGAUGAAGAUGGACAGGAACGGUUCCUCCACCAAGGUCGCUGUAGGACACACUGCGCCCGGGGACUGUAUCCUGACAGAGGUCAUUAUGCCUGUCUGCCCUGCAUAGCCAAUUGUGAACUCUGCACAGACGGCAACAUAUGUGCCAAAUGUCAGGAACACUACAAACUCCAGAAUGGGAUCUGCCAAACGGCAUCCUGUGACAUAGGCCAGGUGCAGGACCCUGAUACAGGAGAGUGCAUUGACUGUGAGAUGGGCUGCAAAACAUGUUCCGUGGACUCUGAUAUCUGCAACAGCUGCGCUGAAGGUUACUUUCUUUUCAGACACCAGUGUCGCAGGCAUUGCCCACAGAGCACCUAUGAAGACUUGGGCAGGGGUGUGUGUCUCUCCUGUCCAGCACCAUGCACAGAUUGCAGGAGUAACACACUCUGCCUUGCCUGCCAGCCCGGUUACUUCCUCAAUGGAGGUGAUUGUGUUAAACAGUGCCCACAGCAAACCUUCAGUGACUCCAGUGGGUGGCGAUGUCAGACCUGCCACAGCUCAUGCCAGACAUGCCACGGACCUCAUUCAACAGACUGUGAUGUUUGUCUUGGUGGAAACCCUCCUCUACAUGGCCAGUGCCCUCUGCUCAACUGCCCACUGGGACAGUACUUUGAUGGUAAAUAUGGUGAAUGUCACACCUGUGAUUCAUCCUGUAAGACCUGCUUUGGCCCCCAAGCACUGGAUUGUUCUUCAUGUUUCAAAGGAUACUUCCUGGACCAGGACGGUUCUUGUGUAGUGAAAUGUACAUCUGGCUCCUACGCAAACUCUGCCACUCAGUUGUGUGAGGACUGCUCGCCAAACUGUGACACCUGCGUGGACACGAGUGAUAACUGCAUCAGCUGUUCAAAAAGCAGCUAUAAACUUUUUCUCCACCAGGGGCGGUGUUGGUCGAAUUGCCCAGAAGGUUUCUUUGAGACAGCAGAGGGGUCAUGUGAAGCCUGUGAUAGCUCCUGUCUGACAUGUGAUGGCACCAAGUCUCAGUGUCUAUCCUGUGCUAAUGGCCACUACCUAGAGAGUGGUAUGUGUAGACUCAACUGUUCACUGCGGACAUACCCUGCAGAUGAUGGUACCUGCAGACGCUGCCCUCCCCACUGUGAUGUUUGCUCAGAUGACAGCACCUGUUUCAAAUGCAGUUUCCUCUACCUGAUGCUGAAUGGUGUGUGUAAAGCUAGUUGUCCCAUGGGCUAUUAUGAGGACAUGGAAGAGGGCCGUUGUGGUCAGUGCCACCCUACCUGUGGCAGCUGUUCAGGGCCCCUGGAAGAUGACUGCGAGACCUGCUCAAUGUUUAGCCCCAAACUCUACAAGGGUGCAUGCUCCAAAGACUGCCCCACUGGUACUUACUAUGAAACUGAAGCUAUGGAAUGUCAAGAAUGCCACCAGACUUGUAUGCGCUGUUCUGGCCCAGAAGCAAACCAGUGCACCCAGUGUGAGAAAGGACUCGUGCUGGAUCCAAAUACAUUGUUGUGUGGCGUGACAGGCGACACAAACUGCCCACACAGGACCUACCUGCACGACGACCAGUUCACCUGCAUGGGUUGCCACCGGCACUGUUACUCUUGUGAGGGGCCGGGCAACGAUCAAUGCCAGACCUGUGCCGUCCCCAAAUACCUUCAUAAUGGCACCUGUUUGACUGAGUGCCCAGCUGGUACAUACAACACAAGGCAGGAGGCUGACGGAACAGAGCUGGGAUUCUGUUUGCCCUGUGACCAUGUCUGUUCCACUUGUACCGGAGCAUCGCCAAGAGAUUGCCUCACUUGUUCUCCAGGAUACCUGCGCCUCCUUCAACUCUGUGUCACGCAUUGUCCCACAGGGUAUUACAGAGAGGGCCCCUACUGUGAGAAAUGUGACCAGUCCUGUGAGCUGUGUACAGGAGCAGGGCCUGAGUCCUGCAGGAACUGUCCACCUCCUCUCCUGGAGCUGCAAGGCACUAAGCUGUGUGUUGAGCGAUGCCCAGACCGCUUCUACCAGUUCAGUGACGUCUGCAAACAGUGCCACACCAGUUGUCAGACCUGCACAGAUGCCUCGCCUCAGGCCUGUAUGACGUGCGACUGGGGCAGCACUCUAAAGGACAAAGUCUGCUAUCCGCGUUGUGAGGAGGGCCGAUACUUCUCAGAAGAGGACACCUGUGAGCCAUGUGACACCUCGUGUAGGCAUUGCACUGGACCCAGACCCGACCAGUGUCUAACUUGUCACCGGGAUUCUGCUCUUCAUGCUGUGGAGAACCGCUGCGCCCGCUGCUGUCAAGCUGAAGGGAAUGACACUGAUUGCUGUGUUUGUGACAGCCGCUCAGCAUUGUGUGUGGAGGCCCCCCAACCCAAGUCAGGAGACGGUCAGGUAACAGACCUGAAUAUGUCGUCUACAGUUCUGAAGCACACCUCAGCCGCUUUGCCUAUUGCCCUGCUGCUAGCACUGGGGUUGGCUCUGGCUGUGUUUGCCUUGGUCAAGGCCCGUGCCAGGAAGAGGCUUUGCUGGAGCCAGAGCUAUGAGAAACUCAGUGGCAGCGCCAGCAUGAACAUGCCCCACGGUGUGCCCGAGCCGGACAGUGGAGACGAGGUGGAUGUGGUGUACACCAGUAAAGGAGGAUCAGUAUAUCGGCGCUACAGCUUUGUCCAUGAGCAGGUCGCAGAUGUAGACCAGGAUGUGGAUGAGAGCACUUGUCUCAAUCACUCUUAGAUACAUCUAAAUCUCUGUAACUGAGCAUUGCAUUGUGGACACUCACAGGUAAAUAGUUUAGUUUAUGUUUAGAAGAGAAUGUAGUUGUAUUUUGCUUUGGUAUGUUACUUUUUGAGUUCUGGUGUUUGAUUUUACAAAGUGCCUGUACUUGUAUAAUGCACAUUCUUAGAUGAGGCAUUUGUGAGUAAACAGUGGGGAGAAAAUACAUAUAUGUAUAUGACUUUUUCUUUUUUUACUUGACAUUAAACAGUUGAAUUAUCAUGUAUAAAAAUUAAAAUCUGCAUGAUUUGUUGUAAAUACAAAUUAACCACUCCACUUGAUGUCUUGAGUGCAAUUUGAAGACUCAAAGGUGUGUUUGAUUUGUCUAGUGUAGUACUACAAUUCGGCAUUGGUUUGGAGUUGGUAGGUCACAUGACAUGGAAGCUAUUGAAAUAAAUGAUGAUUUUCCCAUAA
Micropterus salmoides (largemouth bass) is the source of this 3734-nucleotide messenger RNA. Its product is annotated as proprotein convertase subtilisin/kexin type 5. Gene Ontology annotation, molecular function: protein binding. The transcript is spliced from 16 exons. NCBI's taxonomy places the organism in Eukaryota, Metazoa, Chordata, Actinopteri, Centrarchiformes, Centrarchidae. The coding region runs from base 393 to 3281 and encodes 962 amino acids. The record is from RefSeq and is a predicted model, not a curated record.